AGUGAAAAUUGUGCAAUUUCAUGCAAAUGCAAUUUCGAACAAAAUCAAGGGUAUUAUAGUCCAAUCAAGCCUCCCAAAUCUCAAUUACACCCAUUCUACAGGGGUAUAACCGUAAAAUCAGGAAAAAGCCGCCUCGCUCUUAUCACCCUCUGCGUAUAAAAAUGCAGAAGCACUUCUUACAACAUCUCAAUAAAAUCUCGAUUUUUUAGGAAAACGAUUUCCAUUUUCAUAGCAAUCACUGUAAAAAUUGCAGGCGAUUUCUCGAAAUGUGCGGAGGAGCUAUAAUCUCCGAAAUCACGCCGCCGACGAGCCUAUCGUCGCGCCGCCUCACCGCCGACUUGCUAUGGGGCAGCGGCGCCGCCGCUCUGAGGAAGAAGAAGAAUAAUUGUAACUAUUACUCAAAGCCGCUCAGAUCUAGGCCUAUCUCUGACUUCGAUGAUGACUUCGAAGCCGAUUUUCAGGAUUUUGAGGAUUACUCCGAUGAGGAGGAGGAGCUCGAUUUGAAGAAGCCGUUCGCGUUCUCUGCUCCGAAGAAUAUCGGUGUUAAAGCUCAUAAAUCUCUUGACCCUGCUGAAUCUGAUGAGGAUGCUGAGAAGUCCUCAAAAAGAAAGAGAAAGAAUCAGUACAGAGGGAUCCGACAACGUCCAUGGGGUAAAUGGGCUGCUGAGAUCCGUGAUCCAAGAAAAGGGGUUCGAGUUUGGCUUGGUACUUUCAAUACUGCUGAGGAAGCUGCAAGAGCUUAUGAUAUCGAAGCUCGGAGGAUCAGAGGCAAUAAGGCUAAGGUGAAUUUCCCAGAAGAUGUUCCAGUCUCUGCAGCUUCAAAGCGCACACUUAAGGUGAGCUCACGGAAAGUGUCUUCAAAUGAGAACUCAGAAUCCGGUCAGUAUAAUCUGGACCAAAACAUGAGCUUCACCAGCAUGCUCAGCAACAACUACUACGAUUCAUUGAGCCUCAUGGAGGAGAAGCCGCAGAUGAAGCAGUAUGGAUAUGGUGAUGUGGGACUAAAACCACUUACACCCUCAGAUGGCUCCAGUGUUUACUUCAGUUCCGAUCAAGGAAGCAACUCCUUUGGCUGCUCAGAUUUUAUUUGGAGCGACAACUGUGUAAAGAAUCCAGAAGUGUCAUCCGUCCUGACCACUGUUGUUGAAAAUGAUGAUCAACCUCUGGAUUCUGAUAUUCCUCGCCCAGCAAAGAAAGUAAAACCGAGCCCUGAGAAUAUGGUGGUCCCUGACAGCUCUGAUCUUUCAGAGUUCGAUUCCCAGAUGAAGCUGUUUCAGAUGCCGUAUCUUGAGAGCAACUGGGAUGCUUCCAUAGAUGCCCUGCUCAGUGGGGGUGUGAAUCAGGAUGGUGGUAGUGCAUUGGAUCUAUGGUCUUUCGAUGAUAUUGCAGCCAUGGGUGGUGUCUAUUGAGACCGCAUCCGACUCUCUUGCUUUUUGUCUGUAAAUAAGGCUGCAUGUGUGUUCGUUGCUGGGUGAUGGAGGACGGCGAACAGUGAAAGCGUGCUCAAGCCAUCGGUGCUGUUUUAGCAAGGCUCUCAUCCUAACCGAGGUGUACAUAGUAACUUUAAUUUUAGCCUGCGUUUUGUGUUUCUGUGACUUGGUACUGAGAGAUUAAUUCCGAAUUUUAGUCGAUGUUGGUGUCUGGAUCAAUACCUUGUGCUGUUUGAUUAUACUACUAAUCUCUAUGGCUAUUUCAGCUUUUGUGUAUUUGUAAUUUGCUUUGGUAACAUGUUGACUUGACAUUAA
Molecule: messenger RNA, 1745 nt
Organism: Salvia miltiorrhiza (redroot sage)
Lineage: Eukaryota; Viridiplantae; Streptophyta; Magnoliopsida; Lamiales; Lamiaceae
Product: ethylene-responsive transcription factor RAP2-12-like
Exons: 3
Coding region: 267-1409 (380 amino acids)
Biological process (GO): ethylene-activated signaling pathway; regulation of DNA-templated transcription
Molecular function (GO): DNA binding; DNA-binding transcription factor activity
Source: RefSeq, a predicted model, not a curated record